Symphalangus syndactylus (siamang) is the source of this 4196-nucleotide messenger RNA. RefSeq names its product DEAD-box helicase 23 (gene DDX23). The record is from RefSeq and is a predicted model, not a curated record. Gene Ontology annotation, molecular function: RNA helicase activity; ATP binding; nucleic acid binding. NCBI's taxonomy places the organism in Eukaryota, Metazoa, Chordata, Mammalia, Primates, Hylobatidae.
GUCCGAGAUACUUCUGGUUAUCUAAACCGUUUCCGCAAUUGCAAUGUUUUGUUUUGUUUUGAGGGAAAGAGUUAUGAACCCAUAAGACCAAAGAGAAACACAAAGUGAACUUACGAUUUGAGGUUACAACAACAACAACAACAACAGCAACCACAAAACUCAGCGGAAGACUGAAGUAGGGGAAUCUGGGGGAAGAAAGAAGCAAAAAUACCAAGAUACCUCAACAAUUGGUCACAUUCCAAAGGGCAAGAAAUUGAGGAAACCAGGGUCCUAUCUGGAAUGUUGAGAAAACAGGUGCUAGAGCCCAGGAGAUACCAUCCUUCCGGGAGGACUUUAGAGUCCAUUGUGUGGGCUCAUUUGGAGCUCUAACAAUAACUGGGGGUUGUUAUGGCAUUCACCCGGCUGCAGGGGCCAAGGUUGCUAAAACGUCCUCCUAAGCCUGGGAUAGUUCCACACACAAUGGAGAACUGCAUCACCCUCCUUGUGAACCUACUUCUGUAACCUAAUCUUUAGUUUGUCCAACUGUAAAAUGGGGCUAGCCCCAUUCUCACAGAAUUGUUAUAAAAACCGCUUUUCCACGAAUGGUAUUUAUUGUUGUUACUGCAGUUGUUCGCUAUAAUUACGUGCUAUAGAUAUCUCAGGAUGCCCUUAAAUUCCUCCACUGUAAGCCACGGGCAACGAUAGUCAUCGACUGUAGUUUCUAGGAAGACCAGCCGAUUCCAAGAAGGGUGCUCGGCGGGAGAACCUAAUGCCGGAAGCCUAUUCGCGAAAAACUCUUCCUUCUCGGACGCUAACGUCUGGCAAACCACAUUGCCCGGCAGACCCCGCGGCCUUGGGCCGGCGCUCCAGCCGUGCAUUCUGGGAUUGGUAGUUCCCAGGCCUCAGUGUCGGCCUUUGCCGCCCAGCUCCAGGAACUCGCCUUCCCAGCUUGCCUCGCGGCCGGGGGGGGGUUCAUCUCCGCGACCAGGAAGCGGGAAAGAUGGCGACGGCUCCGCGACGUUGAGGCCGCGUUGGGCGGUUCAGACUCAGGGUGAUGGCAGGAGAGCUGGCUGACAAAAAGGACCGUGAUGCAUCACCUUCCAAGGAGGAAAGGAAGCGAUCACGGACUCCUGACAGAGAGCGGGAUAGAGACCGGGACCGGAAGUCUUCCCCGUCUAAAGAUAGAAAGCGGCAUCGUUCAAGGGAUAGACGUCGAGGAGGCAGUCGUUCUCGCUCUCGUUCCCGUUCCAAAUCUGCAGAAAGAGAACGACGGCACAAAGAACGAGAACGAGAUAAGGAGCGGGAUCGGAAUAAGAAGGACCGAGAUCGAGACAAGGAUGGGCACAGACGGGACAAGGACCGUAAACGCUCCAGCUUAUCUCCUGGUCGAGGAAAAGACUUUAAAUCUCGGAAGGACAGAGACUCUAAGAAGGAUGAAGAGGAUGAACAUGGUGAUAAGAAGCCUAAGGCCCAGCCAUUAUCCCUGGAGGAGCUUCUGGCCAAGAAAAAGGCUGAGGAAGAAGCCGAGGCUAAGCCCAAGUUCCUCUCCAAAGCAGAACGAGAGGCUGAAGCUCUAAAGCGACGGCAGCAGGAGGUGGAAGAGCGGCAGAGGAUGCUUGAAGAAGAGAGGAAGAAAAGGAAACAGUUCCAAGACUUGGGCAGGAAGAUGUUGGAAGAUCCUCAGGAACGGGAACGUCGGGAACGCAGGGAGAGGAUGGAACGGGAGACCAAUGGAAAUGAGGAUGAGGAAGGGCGGCAGAAGAUCCGGGAAGAGAAGGAUAAGAGCAAGGAACUGCAUGCCAUUAAGGAGCGUUACCUGGGUGGCAUCAAAAAGCGGCGCCGAACGAGACAUCUCAAUGACCGAAAAUUUGUUUUUGAGUGGGAUGCAUCUGAGGACACAUCCAUUGACUACAACCCCCUGUACAAAGAACGGCACCAGGUGCAGUUGUUAGGGCGAGGCUUCAUUGCAGGCAUUGACCUCAAGCAGCAGAAACGAGAGCAGUCACGUUUCUAUGGAGACCUAAUGGAGAAGAGGCGAACCCUGGAAGAAAAGGAGCAGGAGGAGGCAAGACUCCGCAAACUUCGUAAGAAGGAAGCCAAGCAGCGCUGGGAUGAUCGUCAUUGGUCUCAGAAAAAGUUAGAUGAGAUGACGGACAGGGACUGGCGGAUCUUCCGUGAGGACUACAGCAUCACCACCAAAGGUGGCAAGAUCCCCAAUCCCAUCCGAUCCUGGAAAGACUCUUCUCUGCCCCCACACAUCUUGGAGGUCAUUGAUAAGUGUGGCUACAAGGAACCAACACCUAUCCAGCGUCAGGCAAUUCCCAUUGGGCUACAGAAUCGUGACAUCAUUGGUGUGGCUGAGACUGGCAGCGGCAAGACAGCAGCCUUCCUCAUCCCACUGCUGGUCUGGAUCACCACACUUCCCAAAAUUGACAGGAUCGAAGAGUCAGACCAAGGCCCUUAUGCCAUCAUCCUGGCUCCCACCCGUGAGUUGGCUCAACAGAUAGAGGAAGAGACCAUCAAGUUUGGGAAGCCGCUAGGUAUCCGCACUGUGGCUGUCAUUGGUGGCAUCUCCAGAGAAGACCAGGGCUUCAGGCUGCGCAUGGGUUGUGAGAUUGUGAUCGCUACGCCUGGGCGUUUGAUUGAUGUGCUGGAGAACCGCUACCUGGUGCUGAGCCGCUGUACCUAUGUGGUUCUGGAUGAGGCAGAUAGGAUGAUUGACAUGGGCUUUGAGCCAGAUGUCCAGAAGAUCCUGGAGCACAUGCCUGUCAGCAACCAGAAGCCAGACACGGAUGAGGCUGAGGACCCUGAGAAGAUGCUGGCCAACUUUGAGUCGGGAAAACAUAAGUACCGCCAAACAGUCAUGUUCACGGCCACCAUGCCCCCAGCGGUGGAGCGUCUGGCCAGGAGCUAUCUUCGGCGACCUGCUGUGGUGUACAUUGGCUCUGCAGGCAAGCCCCACGAGCGCGUGGAACAGAAGGUCUUCCUCAUGUCAGAGUCAGAAAAGAGGAAAAAGCUGCUGGCAAUCUUGGAGCAAGGCUUUGACCCACCCAUCAUUAUUUUUGUCAACCAGAAGAAGGGCUGCGACGUGUUGGCCAAAUCCCUGGAGAAGAUGGGGUACAAUGCUUGCACACUGCACGGUGGAAAAGGCCAGGAGCAGCGAGAGUUUGCAUUGUCCAACCUCAAGGCUGGGGCCAAGGAUAUCUUGGUGGCUACAGAUGUGGCUGGUCGUGGUAUUGACAUCCAAGAUGUGUCUAUGGUUGUCAACUAUGAUAUGGCCAAAAAUAUUGAAGAUUACAUCCACCGCAUUGGCCGCACGGGACGAGCAGGCAAGAGUGGGGUGGCCAUCACCUUCCUCACAAAAGAGGACUCUGCUGUGUUCUACGAGCUGAAGCAAGCCAUCCUGGAAAGCCCAGUGUCUUCCUGUCCCCCCGAACUAGCCAACCACCCAGAUGCCCAGCAUAAGCCAGGCACCAUCCUUACCAAGAAGCGCCGGGAAGAGACCAUCUUUGCCUGACAGCACUCUUCCUGUGGGCUGAGGGCGUCUCUGAAGCUGCCUGAUGCCUGUUCUUCAGAACCCUCACAUCCCUCUUUCCAGGUCCUCACUCUUGGGAUAUGGGGGCUUAGGAAAACAAUCCGACUCCCUAGCCCAGACCCUCAGGUCGGGAGGCCUGCGUGUGGGGCUGCAAAAGGAGAGGACGACGCUGUCGGAGGCAGGGAGAGCAAAUUACCACAGCUUUUUGGCCCAGUUCUGCCCUUCUUUGCUUUGGGAUUGCACUGGGCCAUCAGCUCAUGCCAGGCUAUGGGGGCAGCCAGUUGGCAUUGCUCCCCAGACUGAACAGAAACCUGGCCGCCUGAUGGGACCUCCUUUGGCACAGACUUGACUGUGUAACUGUAUAAACUGCAGCAGCAUUGUUGCCCUAGAUGCCCCAGGAGACCUGGCACCAUGAGGAUUACGGACAGUGGAAUCUUACUGUCAUCUGGACAGCUGUUUUCCUGUUUGGAUGGUAAAGAAAGUCGAGAGUCUUUAGACCUGUGCACAGCCCCACACCAAGGGGUGCUGUAUGCUCUAGGCAUCCCCUCCCCCAGGGGAUUUUCUAAGAUCGGGGGACAGGGUGAACUGGCUGUGUCCAUCUUUGUCACUGAGUGAAAUCUCUGUUUUCUAUUCUCUGCGAAGAUAAGUUUGUAUGUUCUGAGAAUAAAUACAUGAAUAUUAA